AUGUUGUUACCACAACGCACAUCCGAUCCAGAGCAGGUGGUUGAUUUUAUUACUCAAGAGGAGAAACGUAAAUACAAAGCUGGGAUAAUACUACUCGUAAUAUCGAUCGUGGCAUGGAUUGUUGGGUUGGAGUUGGUCAAUGGAGUGCUCAAAAGUGACGAGUAUAGGAAGCCAAUAUUCUUUGCAGUUAUCACUGGGUCCUGCUUUUCAUUCAAUCUUUUGUACGACUUACUUGAACUCACGAGGAAACCGGUGCUGGAUGAAAACAAGCCUUUGUUGAUUGCUGACAAGCAGGAAGAACAAGAAAGUUCAAUCUUGUCUGCAAAAGAAGUCUUGAUUAUUGCUUUCCAAAUCGCCACAAUUUACCUCUUUUACAACAUCUUUGUCAUGGAAUCACUAAGGUUCACCUCAGCUUCAAAUCAAACCGUGAUUGGGUCCUUGACGUCGGUGUUUACAUUACUAAUUGGGGUCCUUAUCAAAACUGAACGGUUCUCAAAAAUAAAGGUCAUAUGUGUCGCUGUCAGUUGUUGUGGUGUGUUUUUGGUCAAUUUGAGUUCAGUGGGUGACCAAAAUGGGGAGCACAAGUAUACUCCAAAAAAUCCAAAACUCGGAAACAUAUUGGCUUUGGGUGGUGCUUUAUUCUAUGCUUUCUAUUUAUUGAUUAUGAAAUUCAAAUGCGGAGGUGCCAAGACUACGAAUGAGAGACGGUUGUUUGGCUUUGUGGGUGUGAUGAUAUUCUUGAUGGGGGUUCCUGUGUUGUACAUUGCUGAUAUUAUGGAUGUGGAAAAGUUUGAACUACCUUCCAACAACACCAUCUUGUUUAUUGUUGUACUCAAUGGCGUUCUCACUGUUGUGUCGGACUACACAUCCAUAUUAGCCAUGCUAUUGACCAGUCCCUUGGUUGUUUCCUUGACAUUGACCAGCUCCAUACCCAUUACAAUUUUCAUUGAUUACGUGGUAUUAAUCUACACUAAGGAGCCUAUAAAUACCAGUUCAGUGUACAUUUUGGGUAUACUUUGCAUCUUUGUUGCUGUUCUUCUCGUAAACGUCAAUGUUGCAUCGGAGAAUACAUUGAUUGAGGAAAUUAUUGAAGACUCGUUGGAAUCGGCAAUCCAUAAUGACGAGCUCAUGUCACCAAUAUUGUCGCCUCUUCUCGAAGAAGGCUCUCUGCAUCAACAUCAACAUCGUCGCCAUCACCAUCUCCAGCAUCCAAUCAAAUCUCCAUUCCAAAUGAUAUUCAGUCCUGAGAUGAGCACUGAUCACGAAAUCCCCAUCCCUGCUAGAGACGUCACCACAUUUAAUCUCAAUGAAAACGAUGAGAGCCCACCAACGCGUAACCUCAAUCAUGACCCGUCAAUCUACACUUCGAAACCUGAUGCGCCAACAUUGCAUGUAUCUAGUGGAAAGAAUCAUACAUACGACAUCCAUCUUGAAUAA
This is a messenger RNA of Lodderomyces theae, 1437 nucleotides long. RefSeq lists its product as uncharacterized. Gene Ontology annotation, biological process: regulation of peptide transport. The record is from RefSeq and is a predicted model, not a curated record. The transcript has a single exon. The coding region runs from base 1 to 1437 and encodes 478 amino acids. Gene Ontology annotation, cellular component: membrane. Lineage: Eukaryota; Fungi; Ascomycota; Pichiomycetes; Serinales; Debaryomycetaceae.